CUUAUUCCUCGUACUGGUGGCCCCAGCCUGUGCCUGAUAGGAAAUCAAUCUCGUAGAACUACGACAAAAUAAAUCGAUAAUGCACGAGGAUCCCCAUUUCCAUGGUGCUACCUUCGAACUCUUCCUCGUGUCAAAGUUCGUUGCCCAUUUGCGGAGAAUGGUGCUUACUAGGUGUCAAAUCACAUGCACACAUCGAUGCCAGUAUUGUCGGCGGUUCGGCAUCUUCGUCAAAGGCACAUACGAGCAGCCGAAGAACAAAGUGUCGCCUGCCGUCCUCCGGACAUGAUGUUGCAUUGCAAGAACCACGCUCGAAUGAUUUUCCUUUUGCACCGCAGGACCAGGAUGCCGCAGUCAGCGUUUCCUGGCCCCCCUGUCUCGGCGACGAUUGCUGCAUCGAUUGCGGACAGUACCAGGAUUACCUCCAGCCGCACCGAAACCACCACUGC
Messenger RNA from Amoebophrya sp. A120, 446 nucleotides. The record is from the annotation of a GenBank genome assembly. NCBI's taxonomy places the organism in Eukaryota, Dinophyceae, Syndiniales, Amoebophryaceae.